Molecule: messenger RNA, 860 nt
Organism: Cajanus cajan (pigeon pea)
Lineage: Eukaryota; Viridiplantae; Streptophyta; Magnoliopsida; Fabales; Fabaceae
Source: RefSeq, a predicted model, not a curated record
ACUUACCACCUUUCUCUUCAGUGUUCUUUGCCUUUCAUGUUUGUCAACUUUUUCUUGCUUCCAUAGUCCAUGGCUUGUGUUCAAGUUAUCACAGCCCUUCUCUUUGCAUUGGCUCUAGCCAGAAUUCAACCCUCAACAUGCCAAAUGCUACAGGGCAAAGUCUCCUGCGUUGACUGCACUCACAACUAUGACUUAUCUGAUAUUAAGGUCUCAGUGAUGUGUGUUGGUAUGAAAAGGCUAGCUGUGGCAACUACAGAAAAUGAUGGCUUCUUCAAGGUUGAACUUCCCUCACACCAGACAAAACCUUCUAAAAGUUGCCUUGCAAAACUUCUUGGUGGGCCAGUUCAGCUUUAUGUCUCAAGGAAAAACCAGGUAUCCCAAAUUAUCAAGGACAAAGAGCAAAACAGCUACACCCUCUCCACUCCUCUUAGUUUCAGUACAUCAUGCCCCCAUAACACAAAGUGCAAGAAAGCAAAACAGGUUGGUUCAUCCAAAACCGUGGAUCUUCCUCUGCCUCCAGAGUGGGGCUUGGCACCAAGUAGCUACUAUGUUGUUCCUUUCUUCCCCAUCAUUGGAAUACCUUGAUCAUGUGCUCAAGACUUGAAGUGAUUUGUGAUCACUUGAGUAAGUAAUAAUGCUUGUUGUAGGGUAAAAUAGACUGCUAUUUGAUCUUGUUUGUUACAUAUCAUUAUAGAUGUGUCAUGUGUAGUGUGAAAGAUUAAUGCAACUUAUGUAGUGGUAUGUAGUGCAUGAUAGUCUGUGAAGAAGAUAAUAUCCUUGCUUGAAUGCAGAUAAAUACUGUAAUGGUUUGUAAACUUAUGUUGCCUUUUGUUAUAUAUGAUAUUUUGUUAAUCAUAGAA